GUCGGUUAAUCGAAGAAGCCCAUGACUAAUUAUUGAUCCAACGGACGCAUCUCCGCGCCCAGCGCCAUGAAUGGGUGGCAGUCUGUCUGUCAUGUCAUGUGUCUUCUGCCUCUGUUUUUUUUCCUUUCCUUCUCUCGAUUUCUGCGUGAAUCUCAGGCCACCAUAAAAAAAAAUACAAAGAUCGGACCUCCCUCUUCCCUCUUCCCACUUCCCAUAUCUAAUAGUGUAUCAUCGCCGGCGACUCCCUUAAUCCUCCAGAAUCCUCAGCUCACACCGCGUCCUUUGAUUCUUUUCUCGGCCCCGGUUUCGGCUGGGAGCUCGCUCAGGCUUUUCUGAAUCGGAGAUGGCGAGUGGAAAUGCAGACAAGGAAAUGAUGGAGCAAGAGGGUGGUCAACUCGAUCAACACGCUGGGAACAACGAGAGCGGAGAUCCCAAAGUCUCCGAUGGAAACGCCGACAACAACCCUUCUCCCUCGCCGGAGCAGGAGGUGAGUACUAGCUAAAACGGAGCUUUCCCCGGAUUUGGGUUUUUUAUUUUCGUUUUUGUGCAGGAGCAAAUAAUUCGGAGCAAGUAUGGAGGGAUUCUGCCCAAGAAGAAGCCAUUGAUAUCCAAGGAUCAUGAGCGUGCUUUUUUUGACUCUGCGGAUUGGGCACUGGGAAAGCAAGGAGCACAAAAGCCUAAAGGACCUCUCGAAGCUCUCCGCCCCAAGUUGCAGCCAAAUCGACAGCAGCAUUCAAGAGCCAGGCGAUCGGCUUAUGCUCCUGGUGAAGGUGGAAUGGCAGCUGAGGAUGGGACUUCCCCCACAGACGAUGAACCUGGUCGAUCAGACGAAUCAGCUGCUGCUGCAGAGGAGCAUAUGGAGCAAUCCCAAGUUCAAUAGGGUUUCUCCCCUCAUUCAUCCGAGGUUGAUUUUUGCUGUUGUUCAAUGUGCUCUGUGGGUUUCGGGGCUGAACAUGAACUAGACAAGGAAGGGUGGAUUUUCUGAAUAACCAGGCGUUGAGAUGUUUUUCUUGUUUUGCUGCAUCUGUUUUCUGUUACUGAGAUGUUCUUGAUACCGAGUCUUCAGAACUGCUUGAGGAAGAUUGAAUCGAACCGAGAGAAGUCCAGGUUUUGUUUUGUAUGUUGAUCUCCUC
This is a messenger RNA of Linum tenue, 1133 nucleotides long. The record is from the annotation of a GenBank genome assembly. NCBI's taxonomy places the organism in Eukaryota, Viridiplantae, Streptophyta, Magnoliopsida, Malpighiales, Linaceae.